Entelurus aequoreus (snake pipefish) is the source of this 9706-nucleotide messenger RNA. RefSeq names its product cofactor required for Sp1 transcriptional activation, subunit 7 (gene crsp7). Gene Ontology annotation, biological process: regulation of transcription by RNA polymerase II; positive regulation of gene expression. The transcript has 3 exons. NCBI's taxonomy places the organism in Eukaryota, Metazoa, Chordata, Actinopteri, Syngnathiformes, Syngnathidae. Gene Ontology annotation, cellular component: nucleus; core mediator complex; mediator complex. The record is from RefSeq and is a predicted model, not a curated record. Gene Ontology annotation, molecular function: transcription coregulator activity. Bases 141 to 1928 code for a protein of 595 amino acids.
UUGUCUACCUUGACUGGCCGGCAGGAGAGGGGGGGGCCAAAAAAAAAAGCGACAUGCCGCGCGGACGCCUGGCGAGUCACUUUUGAGUCACUAUUGUCUUUCGGUUUCCAUUUUGGAGGAUUCCUCCCUCCAUCCAGGCGAUGACAACGGUCCCGGCAACCCCGCAGCAGAUGAGGGACCGGCUGCUGCAGGCCAUCGACAGUCAGAGCAAUAUAUGCAAUAUGGUGGUUGUACUGGAGGUGAUUACCUGUCUGGAGAAGUAUCCUAUCACCAAAGAAGCACUUGAGGAAACCCGACUUGGAAAGCUGAUCAACGAUGUACGAAAGAAGACCAAGGACGAAGACCUGGCCAAGCGUGCCAAGAAGCUCUUGCGAAACUGGCAAAAGCUGAUCGAACCCGGGCCUGCGGUGUCUGCGAGUGCUCCCGGCUCCACCAAUGGCAGCUCCCAUCCCUGCAGAACGGACGCCUCGCCACCCGACAUCUCGUUACCAGCGAAGGGGGUCCCCGAAGUGAAAGUCAGGAAUGAUGUUCACAACACUUAUUCGCCAAAGGCUGAAAAAUCAAGCAGCCGCAAGCGCCGAGCGGAGCACAGAGACAGUGGGGUGCACUUACCGGAGAAAAUUUCCAAGCUGUCUUCGUAUGACAAUUCUGUUUCACCGCCCCCCACGAACGGGAUCGCAGGCAGCCCUGACACACUGCUCGAGCAGGACGUGGUCCCCUCCCCGGACCGAUCCCGGCUCGAGCACCUUGACAAUGAUAAAAUCAACAGAAUUCCGGUAAAUGCUGUCAAGCCUCGGCCCAGCUCCCCGGGAGUGGCCAAACUACCUAGCACUUCAUCUUUAAUCAAGGUUGCUGUCAUGCAGCAGAAGGCAAGGAUGGAUGAUAGUGGUGGAGGGGGGCAUUACCAAGCCAGAAGCCCCCGUGGUCUUUCUACCAGUCCAAGGAGCACAAAAGAUGCCACGACCAAGCGCUCUGCGGCGUAUGCACAAAAGUUAACAUCUGUCCCCAGCCCUUCGCCCAGGGAUCCCUUGCCUUUGUCCCAGCCCGUGUCCUCCCCAGCCCACUCUUCUUAUAGGUCUUCAACGCACUGGGCCACCUCGCCAGAAGUCCCUUCUCAUUGCUCCUCGCAAGACUUAUCCAUGUCACUGGAAUCCCCCUCAGUCUCCCGCUCACCCUCGCGCCCCCAACACAACUCAGAACUACACCGGCCAAAGUCCGAAGGAGCUGUGACUGUCCCCGACGGCACGGACGGCUUGCUGACUUCAGCCUCGGAGUAUAAAAGGAAGAAGUACCGCUCUAGGGACUAUUCUGUCAAUUUAGACGGACAGAAAGUAGAAGACACAACUAAGCCAGUGCGGUUAAAAGAACGUAGGCUAACGUUCGACCCGGUCACGGGUCAGAUCAAACCCAUAGUCCAUAAAGAACCUUCUCAAACCGAGGAACCCCCCACUCCCGAGCCCCCCGUUGAGUCCAGGCAGAGAACUGAAAGCACUGUACCACAGGCCCCAGCGCCAGCCCCAGGCCCGGGCCCCAACCCUUUCCACCAAACAAACUGGAAAGAGCUGUCCAGAAACGAAAUCAUCCAGUCCUACUUGAACCUUCAGAGCAACGUGCUUACAUCGUCCGGGGUCCAGGCCCCGAGCGCACACUUUUUCAUGUCCGAGUACCUGAAGCGGGACGACCAGGGCGUAAAAGAGCCCAGGAAAAUGCACGUUUUGCAGGCGGACAGCCCGGCGGGAGAUUUAGCGGGCGUGACUCGGGACGUAAGCGCGGAGGACCUGGACAGGGUACAAAGCCGGCAUUGGCCUGGGGUCAAUGGGUGUUUGGACACCAAGGGCACCUGGUAUGACUGGACAGAGUGCAUAUCGUUGGACCCUCAUGGGGACGAAAGCAAACUGAACAUCCUGCCGUACGUUUGCCUAGACUAAGGGGUCCUUUUUCCACUCCUGACGAGAUCAUUUGUGAUUUUGUUUGUCCACUGUGAGUUGGGCAGAAGCCAGGCCUGCUAAACUCUCCUGCCCCUCCCGUGCCUCCUCUUCUUUCUGUGAUUGAGAGAUUUUGGUAUAAAAAAAGAUGACAAAUUAAAAAUAAUAUUUGUGUUUGUGAUAUCAAGGGCUGCUUUCCUUUUUUUUUUUUUUUUUUUUUUCCUCCCAAGCUGAAAGCCACGUGGAAGGAUCAGGCCCAAGUUGCAGAUAGCUGCUACUCGCUCAGAAGACAAAGAAAGGAGGGCAGAAUUAUCCCCGCCUGCAGGAAAACAUGGCACCAAAUUUCCGCCCGACCGGGAAAAUACUGCCCUCCCGUUUUUUUUUGUACCUUUUUUGGUUUCUACAAUGUAGGGUGACAAUGAGGGUGGGCUGUCCUGUGCCAGGCCGGCACGUUUGAAGAUGAACACAUCUCCGCUGUGAGGAGCAUAACUGGCGGUUAUGAGAAGCUUUAUGUGAAUUAUAAAAGUAAAUUAUACUUUUUUUUUUUUUUUUUGUCAUGUACACGGCUAUUUAUUUGGACCAGUACAUCUGCUGUACUUCCAUCACCUGUCGCUCAGAAACAUCUGCGUUUCCUGUGUUGCGUCACAGUGUUGUUCGUCUGAUCUUCAAGCUCAUGAUUGUUCUUUUGUUUGCCGUCUCUAGAUAGGCCACUUCAUGCUGUCUCAACAUUCCACAGUCCUUCUGCCUUAUUGCCCUCGCUCACCGAAAAAACUGGCUUAACAUUUAAAUUCCGAGGGUUUAUUCAACAUCGGAAGAACUUUUGCUAGCGUUAAUGGUUCCAAAACUUUGAAACGCAUACAUAACUCAGUAAGUUUUAUUUUGUUAUGCUAAGAAAUAGUUCCAUGUAAUUCAUGUUAAUAAAUUCCGAGGGUUUAUUCAACAUUGGAAGAACUUUUGUUAGCGUUAAUGCUUCCAAAACUUUGAAACACAUAGCAUAACAAAAUAAAAGAUAGACAGUUAUGUAAAAUGUAGUAUCCACGUAUUUCAUAUGAAUAAAUUCAGAGGGUUUAUUCAACAUUGGAAGACCUUUUGCUAGCGUUAAUGGUUCCAAAACUUUGAAACACAUAGCAUAACUCGGUACAUUUUAUUUUGUUAUGCUAAGAAAUAGUUCCACGUAUUUCAUAUUAAUAAAUUCCGAGGGUUUAUUCAACAUCAGAAGACCUUUUCCUAGCAUUAAUGAUUCCAAAACUUUAAAACGCAUAGCAUAACAAAACAAAAGGUAGAGAGUUAUGUAAGAAGUAGUUUCCACGUAUUUCAUAUUAAUAAAUAAAAAUAGGGUUUAUUCAACAUCAGAAGAACUUUUGCGAGCGUUAUUGUUUCCAAAACUUUGAAACACACAGCAUAACAAAAGAAAAGGUAGAGUUAUGUAAGAAGUAGUUUCCACGUAUUUCAUAUUAAUAAAUUCAGAGGGUUUAUUCAACAUCGGAAUAACUUGUGCGAGCGUUAAUGGUUCCAAAACUUUGAAACACGCACAUAACUCUACUUUUUAUUUUGUUAUGCUAAAAAGUAGUAUCCACGUAUUUCAUAUUAAUAAAUUCAGACGGUUUAUUCAACAUAACAUUUCCUAGCGUUAAUGGUUGCAAAACUUUAAAUCAUGUACAUGACUCGGUACCUUUUAUUUUUUUAUGCUAAGAAGUAGUAUCCACGUAAUUCAAAUUGAUAAUUUCAGAGGGUUUAUUCAACAUCGGAAGACCUUUUGCUAGCGUUAAUAGUUCCAAAACUUUGAAACACAUAGCAUUACUCGGUACGUUUUAUUUUGUUAUGCUAAGAAAUAGUUGCACGUGUUUCAUAUGAAUAAAUUCCGAGGGUUUAUUCAACAUUGGAAGACCUUUUGCUAGCGUUAAUGGUUGCAAAACUUUGAAAAACAGCAUAACAAAACAAAAGGUAGAGAGUUAUGUAAGAAGUAGUAUCCACAUAUUUCAUAUUAAUAAAUUCCGAGGGUUUAUUCAACAUCGGAAGAACUUUUGCUAGCGUUGAUGGUUCCAAAACUUUGAAACACGUACAUAACUCGGUAUAUUUUAUUUUGUUAUGCUAAGAAAUAGUUCCACGUAUUUCAUAUUAAUGAAUUCAGAGGGUUUAUUCAACAUUGUAAGACCUUUUGCGAACGUUAAUGGUUGCAAAACUUUGAAACACAUAGCAUAACAAAACAAAAGGUAGUAUCCGCGUAUUUCAUAUUAAUAAAUUCAGACCGUUUAUUCAACGUCGGAAGACCUUUUGCUAGCGUUAAUGGUUCCAAAACUUUGAAACACAUACAUAACUCGGUACAUUUUAUUUUGUUAUGCUAAGAAAUGGUUCCACGUAUUUCAUAAUAAAUUCAGAGGGUUUAUUCAACAUUGGAAGACCUUUUGCUAGCGUUAAUGGUUCCAAAACUUUAAAACACAUAGCAUAACAAAAUAAAAGGUACAGAGUUAUGUAAAAAGUAGUAUCCACGUAUUUCAUAUUAAUAAAUUCAAAGGGUUUAUUUAACAUUGGAAUAACUUUAGCUAGCGUUAAUGGUUGCAAAACUUUAAAACACGUACAUGACUCUGGACCUUUUAUUUUGUUAUGCUAAGAAGUAGUAUCCACGUAAUUCAUAUUAAUAAAUUCAAAGGGUUUAUUCAACAUCGGGAGAACCUUUGCGAGCGUUAUUGGUUCCAAAAUUUUGAAACACAUAGCAUAACAAAAUGAAAGGUACAGAGUUAUGUAAGAUGUAGUAUCCACGUAUUUCAUAUUAAUAAAUUCAGAGGGUUUAUUCAACUACGGAAGACCUUUUGCUAGCGUUAAUGGUUCCAAAACUUUGAAACACAUACAUAACUCGGUACAUUUUAUUUUGUUAUGCUAAGAAAUAGUUCCACGUAUUUCAUUUUAAUAAAUUCCGAGGGUUUAUUCAACAUCGGAAGACCUUUUCCUAGCAUUAAUGGUUCCAAAACUUUAAAACGCAUAGCAUAACAAAACAAAAGAUACAGAGUUAUGUAAGAAGUAGUUUCCACGUAUUUCAUAUUAAUAAAUAAAAAUAGGGUUUAUUCAACAACGGAAUAACUUUUGCGAGCGUUAAUGGUUCCAAAACUUUGAAACACGCACAUAACUCUGUACUUUUCAUUUUGUUAUGCUAAAAAGUAGUAUCCACGUAUUUCAUAAUAAAUUCAGAGGGUUUAUUCAACAUCGGAAGAACUUUUGCUGGCGUUAAUGUUUGCAAAACUUUAAAACACAUACAUGACUCUGUACCUUUUAUUUUGUUAUGCUAAGAAGUAGUAUCCACGUAUUUCAUAUUAUUAAAUUCAGAGGGUUUAUUCAACAUCGGAAGACCUUUUGUUAGCGUUAAUGUUUCCAAAACUUUGAAACACAUAGCAUAACAAAAUAAAAGGUAGAGAGUUAUGUAAGAAGUAGUAUCCACGUAUUUCAUAUUAAUAAAUUCAGAGGGUUUAUUCAACAUUGGAAUAACUUUGGCGAGCGUUAAUGGUUCCAAAACUUUGAAACACGCACAUAACUCAGUACUUUUUAUUUUGUUAUGCUAAAAAGUAGUAUCCACGUAUUUCAUAUUAAUAAAUUCAGAGGGUUUAUUCAACAUCGGAAUAACUUUGGCUAGCGUUAAUGGUUGCAAAACUUUAAAACACGUACAAGACUCGGUACCUUUUAUUUUGUUAUGCUAAGAAGUAGUAUCCACGUAAUUCAAAUUAAUAAUUUCAGAGGGUUUAUUCAACACCGGAAGACCUUUUGCUAGCGUUAAUGGUUCCAAAACUUUAAAACACAUAGCAUAACAAAAUAAAAGGUACAGAGUUAUGUAAAAAGUAGUAUCCACGUAUUUCAUAUGAAUAAAUUCAGAGGGUUUAUUCAACAUCGGAAUAACUUUUGCUAGCGUUAAUGGUUGCAAAACUUUAAAACAUGUACAUGACUCGGUACCUUUUAUUUUGUUAUGCUAAGAAGUAGUAUCCACGUAAUUCAAAUUAAUAAUUUCAGAGGGUUUAUUCAACAUCGGAAGACCUUUUGCUAGCGUUAAUGGUUCCAAAACUUUGAAACACAUAGCAUAACUCGGUACAUUUUAUUUUGUUAUGCUAAGAAAUAGUUCCACGUAUUUCAUAUUAAUAAAUUCCGAGGUUUUAUUCAACAUCGGAAGACCUUUUGCUAGCGUUAAUGUUUCCAAAACUUUGAAACACAUAGCAUGACAAAAUAAAAGGUUAGAGAGUUAUGUAAGAAGUAGUAUCCACGUAUUUCAUAUUAAUAAAUUCAGAGGGUUUAUUCAACAUUGGAAGACCUUUUGCAAACGUUAAUAGUUGCAAAAACGUUAAACACGUAUAUAACUCGGUACCUUUUAUUUUGUUAUGCUAAGUAGUAUCCACGUAAUUCAUAAUAAAUUCAGAGGCUUUAUUCAACGUUGGAAUAACUUUUGCUAGCGUUAAUAAUGGUUGCAAAACUUUAAAACACGUACAUGACUCUGUACCUUUUAUUUUGUUAUGCUAAGAAGUAGUAUCCACGUAAUUCAUAUUAAUAAAUUCAGAGGGUUUAUUUAACAUCGGAAGAACCUUUGCGAGCAUUAGUGGUUCCAAAACUUUGAAACACAGCAUAACAAAACAAAAGGUAGAGAGUUAUGUAAGUAGUAGUAUGCAUGUAUUUCAUAUUAAUCAAUUCAGAAGGUUUAUUCAACAUCAGAAGAACUUUUGCUAGCGUUGAUGGUUCCAAAACUUUAAAACACGUAGCAUAACUCAGUACAUUUUAUUUUGUUAUGCUAAGAAAUAGUUCCACGUAUUUCAUAUUAAUAAAUUCCGAGGGUUUAUUCAACAUUGGAAGACCUUUUGUUAGCGUUAAUGGUUGCAAAACUUUGAAACACAGCAUAACAAAAUAAAAGAUAGUUAUGUAAGAAGUGGUUUCCACGUAUUUCAUAUUAAUAAAUUCAGAGGGUUUAUUCAACAUCGGAAGAACUUUUGCUAGAAUUAAUGGUUGCAAAAAUUUGAAACACGUACAUAACUCAGUACCUUUUAUAUUGUUAUGCUAAGAAGUAGUAUCCACGUAAUUUAAAUGACAAAUUUCAGAGGGUUUAUUCAACAUCGGAAGACCUUUUGCGAACGUUAAUGGUUCCAAAACUUUGAAACACAUACACAUACUAAGAAAAUAGUUCCACGUAUUUCAUAUUAAUAAAUUCCGAGGGUUUAUUCAACAUUGGAAGACCUUGUGUUAAUGGUUCCAAAACUUUAAAACACAGCAUAACAAAAGGUAGUAUCCACGUAUUUCAUAUUAACAAAUUCAGACGGUUUAUUCAACAUUGGAUAACUUUUGCUAGAGUUAAUGGUUGCAAAACUUUAAAAUACGUACAUGACUGUAGCUUUUAUUUUGUUACGCUAAGAAGUAGUAUCUACGUAAUUCAUAUUAAUACAUUCAGAGGGUUUAUUCAACAUUGGAAGACCUUUUGCUAGCGUUAACGGUUCCAAAACUUUGAAACGCAUAGCAUAACAAAAUAAAAGUUAGAGAGUUAUGUAAGAAGUGGUAUCCACGUAUUUCAUAUUAAAAAAUUCAGAGGGUUUAUUCAACAUCGGAAGAACUUUUGCUAGCGUUAAUGGUUCCAAAACUUUGAAACAUACAUAACUCGGUACAUUUUAUUUUGAUAUGCUAAGAAAUAGUUCCAUGUAUUUCAUAUGAAUAAAUUCCGAGGGUUUAUUCAACAUUGGAACAACGUUUUUGUUAACGGUUCCAAAACUUUGAAACGCAUAGCAUAACAAAACAAAAGGUACAGAGUUAUGUAAGAUGUAGUAUCCACGUAUUGCAUAUUAUUAAAUUCAGAGGGUUUAUUCAACAUCGGAAGAACUUUUGCUAGCGUUAGUGGUUCCAAAACUUUGAAACACGUACAUUACUCAGUACAUUUUAUUUUGUUAUGCUAAGAAAUAGUUCCAUGUAUUUCAUAUGAAUAAAUUCCGAGGGUUUAUUCAACAUCGGAAGACCUUUUGCUAGCGUUAAUGGUUCCAAAACUUUGAAACACAUAGCAUGACAAAAUAAAAGGUAGAGAGUUAUGUAAGAAAUAAUAUCCACGUAUUUCAUAUUAAUAAAUUCGGAGGGUUUAUUCAACAUUGGAAGACCUUUUGCGAACGUUAAUGGUUGCAAAAAUUUGAAACAUGUACAUAACUCUGUACCUUUUAUUUUGUUAUGCUAAGAAGUAGUAUCCACGUAAUUCAUAAUAAAUUCAGAGGGUUUAUUCAACAUCGGAAGACCUUUUGCUAGCGUUAAAUUUGAAACGCGUACAUAACUCGGUAUCUUUUAUUUUGUCAUGCUAAAAAGUAGUGUCCACGUAUUUCAUAUUAAUAAAUUCAGAGGGUUUAUUCAACAUCGGAAGAACUUUUGCUGGCGUUAAUGGUUGCAAAACUUUAAAACACAUGCAUGACUCUGUACCUUUUAUUUUGUUAUGCUAAGAAGUAGUAUCCACGUAUUUCAUAUUAAUAAAUUCAGAGGGUUUAUUCAACAUCGGAAGACCUUUUGUUAGCGUUAAUGUUUCCAAAACUUUGAAACACAUAGCAUAACAAAAUAAAAGGUAGAGAGUUAUGUAAGAAGUAGUAUUCAAGUAUUUCUUAUUAAUAAAUUCAGAGGGUUUAUUCAACAUCGGAAGAACUUUUGCUAGCGUUAAUGGUUCCAAAACUUUGAAACACGUACAUUACUCGGUACAUUUUAUUUUGUUAUGCUAAGACAUAGUUCCAUGUAUUUCAUAUGAAUAAAUUCCGAGGGUUUAUUCACCAUUGGAAGACAUUUUGCUCGUGUUAAUGAUUCCAGAACUUUGAAACACAUGGCAUAACAAAAUAAAAGGUAGAGAGUUAUGUAAGAAGUAGUAGCCACGUAUUUCAUAUUAAUAAAUUCAGAGGGUUUAUUCAACAUCGGAAGAACUUUUGCUAGCGUUAAUGGUUCCAAAACUUUGAAACACGUACAUUACUCGGUACAUUUUAUUUUGUUAUGCUAAGAAAUAGUUCCAUGUAUUUCAUAUGAAUAAAUUCUGAGGGUUUAUUCACCAUUGGAAGACAUUUUGCUCGUGUUAGUGAUUCCAGAACUUUGAAACACAUAGCAUAACAAAAUAAAAGAUAGAGAGUUAUGUAAGAAGUAGUAGCCACGUAUUUCAUAUUAAUAAAUUCAGAGGAUUUAUUCAACAUCGGAAGAACUUUUGCUAGUGUUAUUGGUUCCAAGACUUUGAAACGCGUACAUAACUCGGUACCUUUUAUUUUGUUAUGCUAAGAAUUAGUAUUUCCUAUUUGAAAGGGUCUCAUUCAGGUUGUUACCCCCUACGCCGACUCAAUCACGCACAAACUGUCGAUAGUUUUACUCACAUGUUGAGAUUGUGUAUCUCUGGCGAGUAGUCAGUCGGGUGUGGUUUUGUCAAGCCAAACAACACAAGGGAGCGAGCUCAGGUCACAUGGUCCUUUUUCCCAUCCCUGUGUGACCAGAAACAUUUUGACUGACUCCUCCAUCCUUCCCUACCAAAUGUGCCUUGGUCAUUUGUAAAUCUGGAUUUGCUUCCGCAUGCAAGGCUCCCCGUCUUUGCAGCUGGGUUUAUUUAGUCGAGGACUCCCAAAAUCCCACCGUCGCGACGAUGCAAGGUGGGGUUUGUACACAAAAAGAUUUAGCGAGGGUGCGAGUGCGGACGACAGUUAGAAAGUGCACAACACGGCCGGCAAUAAAAAGUGCUAAACUGAUAAGAAUAUGCUUUCUGGAGUUCUGAUUGGGCGUCUUUGUUUAGUGUUUAACAUCUCUCAAUUGUUUUGACAAAUAAAAAU